Messenger RNA from Effrenium voratum, 1518 nucleotides. Lineage: Eukaryota; Dinophyceae; Suessiales; Symbiodiniaceae. The record is from the annotation of a GenBank genome assembly.
AUGUCGCCCGGGUGGCUGGCGCUGGCGCUGGUGGCGGCUGUCCAAGGGGCCAUCAUUGAUGCCAAUGUGAUGCGCCGGGAAGACAUCGACCCCAAAAGCGGGCGCGUUCACAAGGAAAAGCCGGAAAGACACCAUGCCAAGUCAGAGAGGAGUGUUGAGGUCCCCGCUUCGGGCGACGUGGUAGAGCACCACGCGGACGCGGCCCACGCGGCCCACGGGGCCCACGCACACAAAGCGCAAAAAGCGCACAAAGCGCAGAAGGAGCACAAGCAUCACAAGGAGCACUCGCACAAGGAGCUGGCGGAGAUGUUGGAACAGGAGUCUCACCUGCCGGAAGGCGUGCUGGACGCCUCGCUCCUGGAAGUCUCGGCACAGGCGUCGCAGGCGUCGCAGGCGUCGCAGGCCGCGAGCCUGCGGGAGGUGAUGUUCGGAGUCUACUGCAGGAGAGUAUUUGAUGUUGACGUGUUGCAGAAGACCUGGACAGGAGAUAUCGUCAUCACCACAAGCUGGAAUGAUCCCUUGGCGGCUGAGGUCAUUCCCACCAACAAGGAGGAGAAGCGAUUUGCGACGGACGUCGCCAGGAAACUGAUGUGGCUGCCGGACAUUAGUGUCACCAACCGAGACUUCAAGAACCUGGAGGUGAUCUCCUCCAGUGUCAAGGUCUGGUCCUCCGGCUGGGCCACCAAGGUGGAGCGGAUGCUGGUGACCAUGACCAACGACUUUGACACCAAGGCCUACCCCUACGACCAGCAGACCUUGCAGGUGAUCCUGGCCUCGGAGAAGCUGAUGGCGGACGAGCUCGUGUUGAAGCCGCACACGGACAAGACCCUGCUUGGAGUCAAAGACGAUGUCCUGACUGGCACGGGCUUCAUUGGGCUGGACGGCACCGCCAAGCCCGGGUACAACAUCAGCAGCUUCCAGGAAGCCGACGCGCUGCUGGUGAAGAGUCGCGGCCUCUUCGAGAUUCACAUCCUCCGUAGCCCAGCAUCUGCCGGACGGCAGCUGUUCGGCCCCACUUUCAUCCUCCUCAGCGUGUCCUACUCAGUGUUCUUCUUUCCCAUGGUGCCGGCCUUCGCCAUGCCCAGGGUGGCCUCGGGCAUCAUCUCCUUGUUGGGCAUGGUGACCUUCAUGACCAAAAACAAAAUGCCAGACUCAUGGACGGACGUUUACCUGGAGUCCAUCUGCUUGCAGAUCGCCUGCGUGUGCAUCUUGAGCUUGAGCAUGGAGAUUGUGUUCCACACCUGCAAGAACGAGGACUUUGCGAAGCAGCUGAACUUCGAGUACAAAGUCGCAUUUCCGGUCGCGUCUUUCCUGAUCUUCUUUCUGCUCCUCGCCUUUAGCGCCGGGGGGUUCAAUGACGUUUGCUGCUACCUGGUGCGCACGCUCAUCUUUCUGCUGAUGGUCGGGAAUUUCGUCCGAAUCUACAGACGGACGCGGCCGGCGCAGGCCGAGAAGGGCGCGGAGGGAGCGCCCGCGGAGCCCGCGGAGCCCGCGGAGCCCGCGGAGCCCGCGAAGUGA